AUGCCGAACCGUAUGUACAAGAAACAAGAGUUACCUACAACAGCUCAACUUGCACAAACAAUUGCAGAAUAUAUAACAGACCAAGUUGAAAAAGCAACCAACACAAGCUGGGAGAACACAUCAAACAUAAUUACUGAUCCAAGGGUUGAAAGCAUACAAAUUGGACAGCUUUAUAAAGACAAAGACACAAUGAAACUCGCCAUAAGCCUCUAUGCCAUAAAAAUGAAUCAACAAUACAAGGUAAAAAGGUCAUCAUCCAAGGACUACAGCAUAAUAUGUGUUGACAGUAACUGCAAAUGGUACUUCCUAGCAUCAAAACAUGGCAAAACCGACAUGUUUAAGGUCAGAAAACUCAAUGACACUCAUACAUGCUCCCUAGAAAUCAUUUAUGAAGACCAUCCUCAAGCAACAAGUGACAUAAUUGCUGAUUGCAUCAAACGAAGGAUCAUAAACCCCAAAAGAAACUACAAACCAAAUGACAUUGUUGAAGACAUAGCAGAAGAUUACAGUAUCUCCAUCUCCUACCACAAAGCAUGGAGAGCAAAAGAAAAAGCUACUUUCGACGUUAAAGGAAGCCCAUAUGAUUCAUACAAUGAAAUCCCUGGCUUCCUAUACAUGAUUCAAAAAUGCAACCCAGGAACAAUAACAGAUCUUGUACAAGAUGAUGAGGGGAGAUUCAAAUACUGUUUCUUUGCAUUAGCAUCUUCUAUCAAAGGCUGGAAUCACUGCACACCAAUAAUAGUUGUGGAUGCAACUUUUUUGAAGAAUGCAUAUGGAGGUACUCUUAUAGUUGCUAAUGCACAAGAUGCUGACAGACAUAUAUUUCCACUAGCUUUUGCAAUAGUCGAUUCAGAAAAUGAUGCGUCAUGGCAAUACUUCAUGGAUAAACUCAAACAAACAUAUGGGAACGGGAAGAGCAAUGCAUAA
Messenger RNA from Cannabis sativa, 927 nucleotides. RefSeq lists its product as uncharacterized. The transcript is spliced from 2 exons. NCBI's taxonomy places the organism in Eukaryota, Viridiplantae, Streptophyta, Magnoliopsida, Rosales, Cannabaceae. The record is from RefSeq and is a predicted model, not a curated record. The coding region runs from base 1 to 927 and encodes 308 amino acids.